AUGGUUUGGAGGUAUGCCCAGCUCAUCACAUUUGUCCACACCAACGGCAUUUUCAGCCUCGGGCAGCUGGUCACAUUCCUCGUAGACCUGCAGCGCCUCGAAAUCGUUUAUGUUGAUACGCACGCCCUUCUCCUGCAGCUGUGCUUCGCGCUCCUGUGCAAACAAAAAAGUCAGCGUUGUUGCCGUACUCCGAUGACUUUGGGUGGCCAGCCGUUGCCCUUGGAAAGCGCCUCGUCCCUGUGCCAUGAUUCUGGUGCCGAUAGCUCGACCUCCACCAUUUCGCGCUGUCUCAACCAGGGCGUUGCUCUGGUCGCUGGCACCCUCUUUACGGCGAAUGGUCUUGACCACGACAGAAACCUGCCCUCCAGCGAGCUCCUCAUAACAAAUAUGCCUUCGCUAGGAGGCAUGAUCGUGUAG
Molecule: messenger RNA, 417 nt
Organism: Grosmannia clavigera kw1407
Lineage: Eukaryota; Fungi; Ascomycota; Sordariomycetes; Ophiostomatales; Ophiostomataceae
Exons: 1
Coding region: 1-417 (138 amino acids)
Source: RefSeq, a predicted model, not a curated record